Messenger RNA from Elgaria multicarinata webbii, 3853 nucleotides. It is a transcript of the gene PPME1, whose product is annotated as protein phosphatase methylesterase 1. Lineage: Eukaryota; Metazoa; Chordata; Lepidosauria; Squamata; Anguidae. The record is from RefSeq and is a predicted model, not a curated record. The transcript is spliced from 14 exons. Bases 25 to 1194 code for a protein of 389 amino acids. Gene Ontology annotation, molecular function: protein methylesterase activity. Gene Ontology annotation, biological process: protein demethylation.
CUCCCGGCCCGUGUUUCCCUCGCCAUGUCCGCCUUGGAGAAGCAGCUGCAGCUGGGCCGCCUGCCCCCUCGACCCCCGGGCCCUGCGGGGGGCAGCGGCCAGGCCCCGCCCAAGAUGCGCAUGGGGCCUGGCAGGAAGCGUGACUAUUCUCCAGUCCCGUGGAGCCAGUACUUCGAAUCUAUGGAGGACGUGGUGGUUGAUAGCGACUCCGGCAAGGAUACUUUUCGAAUUUACAAGAGUGGGUCUGAGGGCCCCGUCCUGCUGCUCCUACACGGUGGAGGCCAUUCCGCGCUCUCCUGGGCUGUAUUCACUUCCGCCAUCAUUAACCGGGUUCAGUGUAGGAUCGUGGCUCUGGAUCUGAGAGGACAUGGCGAGACGAAAGUGAGGAAUCCUGAUGACCUCUCAGCAGAAACGAUGUCCAAAGAUGUCGGAAACGUGGUGGAAGUGAUGUAUGGAGACCUCUCCCCGCCCAUUAUGCUGAUUGGGCACAGCAUGGGUGGUGCCAUCGCCGUGCAUACAGCGGCAUCCAAUCUGAUACCCAGUUUGUUGGGUCUGUGCAUGAUUGAUGUAGUGGAAGGUACAGCCAUGGAUGCCUUGAACAGCAUGCAGAAUUUCCUUCGGAGUCGCCCCAAGACAUUCAAAUCCAUUGAGAACGCCAUUGAAUGGAGCGUGAAAAGUGGACAGAUACGAAACCUUGAAUCGGCCAGAGUUUCCAUGGUGGGCCAAGUCAAAGAGUGUGAAGGAGCCGCAAGCCCCGGAGGCCCCAAGACGAUCGUGGAGGGGAUUAUAGAGGAGGAGGAAGAGGAGGAGGAAGAAGAUGAAAACGGAGAGUCUGUGAACAAGAGGAAGAAAGACGAUGACGCAGAGACCAAGAAGGAGGUGGCCUACACGUGGCGGAUUGAACUCGCGAAGACGGAGAAGUACUGGGAUGGCUGGUUUCGGGGCCUGUCCAACCUCUUCCUCAACUGCCCCGUUCCCAAACUCUUGCUUUUGGCCGGCGUUGACAGACUGGAUAAGGAUCUAACCAUUGGCCAAAUGCAAGGGAAAUUCCAGAUGCAAGUCCUGCCGCAGUGCGGCCACGCUGUCCAUGAGGACGCCCCGGACAAAGUUGCUGAAGCAGUGGCAACUUUCUUGAUCCGUCACAGGUUUACAGAACCCAUCGGUGGAUUCCAAUGUGUUUUCCCAGCUUGUUAAUAACCCGAGGGUCCCCCAGCACCGACUCCCGUUGUAAAUAAAACUGCCCCCGAGGCCACCGCGGCGUCUUCUGUAUCCUUCUCAUGCACCCGGUUCGGUAUCCAACUCCCACUGAUCGGCGCAAGACUCGUCCGAAGCGAGAUCUCCUACGUCUUCCCCACCUUCGUCUGGCUGCAGCUCUCGCGUUGCCUGGAUCGGGGCUGAGCGUGGCGGGGAAGCGUGCUGUGGCAUUCCAAGCGGCUCUUUGUGAAAUCACGGACGAGCGCCAGGCGUCGGCAGCCAAACUCGAAAGUUGUACACCUUUUGCUUGGGGGGAAAAAAGCAUCUCUGCCUCAGCCCCCAAUGUUUCGUUUGGUUUUUCUUUAGCAUGUGGGAUGCUGCCAUUUUGGAUGGCCUCGAUUUUGUCCGUCCUGAUUUUCUCCGUCUCUUGUGUUUUGAGAGAAGGCAAGAUUGAUUCAGCUAGACCUCCCCACCACCACCGCUUUCUCCUGAAAGUAGAAAAAUGAGUUCGCAGCAGUGCAGGGCCAACCGCUUCGGGAAUCUGUCAACGCAUUCAGAAGCGGCAACAACCAGAGACUGCGGUGGUCUUUGGCUCGGCAGCUCACCAGUUGCCGGGCUAAAGUUCAUCUCAAAAGGGAGCGCAGAUGUGAAGGUCCAGGAAUUGGGCCUUAAGCUGCUGGUGCUUUCCCUGCCAGAUGUUCAAGCACCAGCCUGCUAGGAUUUCCAGAUGUUCCCUAGCGCCUGCGGCUGACGGUUGGCUGGGAAACAGCGGACAAAUUUGGCUUUUCGAUUCCAGGCAUCAUUGCACAAUUUCACAAACCAACAACAGGCAGUCAGAAGGGAGGGAGACACUUGGGAGGUGGGGGUGAGGGAGAACCUCAUUUAGGCCCGGUUGCUGAAUUUAAAGCCAUUCCUUCAUUUGGCUUCCAGGCCCCAGAGAAGACCUUUGCUGCUGAUGUGUCUUUAGCCGUGACAGGCAGGCUUGCGUUCUUCCGUUAAAUUUGGCCACCCGCUCGAAUCAAAGCACUGGUUCUGACUCGGUCGGUUGGCAAGGGGAAACGUGGAGGAACCCAGCGAAGGAGGGCGUUUGCGCAUGGCGCUACGACGCGGCACGGCCCACCAAGUCUGGAGAAUUAGGGCAACUUCCCCGCGAAGUGGUUUUGCGAUAACUGUUGGGAGAAAAAAUGUGUUUGUGUUGGAAUUUGGUGGCCGCGCGAGAGUCCCGGGGGCUGCAGUUGCCUCUUUCUCCAUCCUGCCUUGUAAAAGCCCUCUGGGGAAAAGAAGGAACACGGUGGUGAUGCAUUCCAGUGGCCAAGCCCCCCGGGAUGUUCGCUUGCAAACACCCCCCGGCCCGUUCGCUUCUGCAGGGUUUUGGCAAGAAAACAGCCCAGCGGACUGAGUCCUAUGAGAUCCACCAAAGUAGAACCCAUGGUGGGAUGCCAGGUCCGUUUCUCACACUGAGGAGGACUUCUGACUCCUUUCUCUCCAUAGUUGUGAUUUGGAAUCAUUCCUGUGGCAUCAAAGGUUGGGCGACUUGUGGCCCUCCAGAUGUUUUGGUCUACGACUCCCAUGUUCCCCGCCACUGGCUGUGCUGACUAGGGGUGAUGGGCACUGCAGGCCAAAACAUCUGGAGAGCCACAAGUCGCCCACCCCUGCCACAGAGCAAGAACCAGAUAAGGCAGGUUGAAGUUCGAGCGAUCUGGGCACCCUUUUUUAUCGCUGGUUUUCUGGCCAGGAAUCAUUCGUUCCCAGCCCUUUCCUGCAAAAUCCCUUCGGGUGGGGGGGCAAUACCUGUUUGGACCAGUCCUUGGGUGUGCCCCAGUGACCUUUUAUCUUCUGUGCCACUAUGGCCGCCAGCGCCUUUGCCACCUAGGGAGGAAGCCCCCAUGUCUCUGUGGCUGCCUUCCACUCCAGGGGGUCAAGGGGAGGAACCCCAAACUUGGGUCUCUCACAGUUGCCGCCGCCAGAUGAGCUGUGCAGCAGGCCAAGGGCACUUGCCUCCAGCAGGGUUUCCAGCCCCACGUCCUAGCGGGCUCCUCUUUUUCCGUUGCGGCUGCUGGCAGCGGCAUCAAGACACUGCCUGCCCCCCCCCCCGAAGUGGCCAGAUGCUGUCGUCAUGGGGAGCGUCCCAAAUUUAAAGGCCCCUCUAGGAGUUGAACAGGUCAACGAUGACCUCGGGGCGGCCUGCCUCCUCUUUGGGUCCUUCCUUCCUCCCCUGGGCUCCUGCGCUUGCUUCAAUCAGCCGCCCCCAGCCGCCGCCGCCUCUCCAGAUGUGUCAUAGUCCAACACAUCUGGAGAGCAUGAGGUUGGGGAAGACUAGCUGUAGAUGUUUAGGCUAUUUGUGCUUCUGUGGGUGAUGGAGAUCUAUUUCCCUGUUCUUCAGGCAUCUGCUGGACGGACGGACUGAGCUGCCCUGGACUCGAGGGCCUGACCGAGGGGAGGGGAGGGCACGGUGGGGUGAGAAAUGUCAAAUUCCCCCCCCAUCUUCAUUUGAUGAUUUUCUUUAAACUGAGUUCAGUUUUUCUGAUUUGAAAAUGAAAGCUUACCUUUUUUUCCCCCUACCUCCCCUUCCCCCAGUUAUGUCUAUGCGUGUGUAUAUAUGUAGUGAAGCUGUCUUGAAACUUCUGCGGCCCGCCUGUAGCCCCCCCACCCCCACCCC